AUGAUUACUGAGAUUUACGAAGACUACAUCAAGAAGAACUCGGGGAUUUGCUUUAUCCUCCUGGGAAAUCUUUUCAACUCUUUUAUGGUGUUCUUCUGCAAGCUAUUGUUGCUAGAUAAGGACUUUGACCCCCCGAUCCAUCCAUUACAUAUCCUAGCCAUUCGGAUGUUCAUCACGUACAUAUUUUGCUCAUAUUUUCUAUGGAAAGAUCCAAAUUACCCAUUUGGUCCUAAAGGCUACCGGAUCUUCAUGGUUUUACGGGGUCUUGGCGGAUUUGUUGGAGUAGCGGGUCAAUACUGUGCGUUGAUGUAUUUAUCGGUCUCUGACACGGUGGCGAUGAGCUUUUUGGCACCCACAGUGACAUCAUGGAUGGCAUAUGUAUUCCUGGGCGAACGGUAUACUCGGUUGGAAGCAAUAUGUGGGGCAACCGCUUUUCUGGGAGUCAUUUUCGUUGCUCGACCCUCUUUCAUAUUUUACGGGCGGGACACUACUUCCGAAGAAGAUGUUUCUGACGGCACCCAGGAAAUCGAGUCAAGCUCGGCCACUUUGAGACUCAUCGGGACAACUGCAGUUCUUUUGUCCUGUCUGGGGACAGGUGUUUCAAUGUGCUCCAUGCGGAAAAUAGGGUUUCACGCGCAUCCUCUUCUUACAGUCUCUUUUUUCGCUCUCAUAACCUUCAUAGUAUCAUCUGCUGGAGCCAUAAUAUUUCAGCUACCAUUGCAAAUCCCUCAUACCCUGAAACAAUGGCUUCUCCUUUCAACAGUUGGCAUAGCAGGCUUUGUUAUGCAGUACUUCUCAACGAUGGGUAUGCAGCGUGAAAAGGCCGCUAGAGCUAUGUCCAUGUCAUAUACGCAGUUGCUUUAUACAACUGUCUUAGAGUACGUUCUCUUCGAUCACCUUCCCAGCCCGCUGACUAUUCUUGGGUCAACAAUCAUCGUUGGAUCAGUGAUGAUCAUCAUCUUAUAUAAGCCAGAGGAAGAUGAAGACGAAAAUCUUGACACCGAGUUAUCGUUAUACGAAGACACUAGUUCGAUAAACUCGUCUGACUCCGAUAAAUAG
Messenger RNA from Ogataea angusta, 1059 nucleotides. RefSeq lists its product as uncharacterized. Bases 1 to 1059 code for a protein of 352 amino acids. Gene Ontology annotation, cellular component: membrane. Lineage: Eukaryota; Fungi; Ascomycota; Pichiomycetes; Pichiales; Pichiaceae. The transcript has a single exon. The record is from RefSeq and is a predicted model, not a curated record.